AAAUGUGCCAAAAUUUCUAUGGAGUCAUUGACUCCAAUAGUCUCCUCUGUACCACCAAGUGCAGCACCCUGAACCCAGAGUUUGUCGACUGUAACGGGGGUCAGUGCUCAGUCAGUAACGCAGGACUCAACUGCUACUGCAAGACCUCGGACCAGUACUGGUACACAGGGGACCUGUGUGAGAACGCUGUCAGUAAAGCAGGCGUCAUUGCUGGAGUUACAGUCGGACUCUUCGUUUUGCUCCUUAUAUUUAUCAUUGUUGUAAUAAUCCUAAUUAAGCGUCGGAAGAAAACAGGAAAAGAAACGUUAGUUGACAAUGAACACAACUGGUACAAUAACUGGGAAGGUGAAAACUUUGAAAAGGGGCAAAUCAGGAACUCAGCAUCUAACAGCAACAAUGGGUCUCAGAGCUCCAGCUUUGCUAACAGGGAGUUCAGGCCAGCGCUGGACAAAGUGGACACAAGUCUUAAGAUAAGGACCGGCAGAGCCAGAGUAGCUCAUUAACUAUUUUGGCAAAUCAUCUCAUCGUCUUGAAGAGCACUUAAUGUCUACAGCCAAUACUUUUGCACUGUUUCCCUCUAGCAGGCAACCUGCCUUUAUUAAUCAUCACACGUAUUCUCUAUUCUCAAUGCUAAUUACCAAUCAGCUAAUGAUUAGGCUUCAGCCAGAAACAAAAAUGGCCCACAUGGACCUCAUAUGCUGUCACUGAGCCAGUGAAGGUACAAUACACUUAGAUAUAAGGGGCUAAGGAGCUCCUCAUAUAAAAUACUUAUUCAUGAUACAGACUGCUUGGAACAAGCACAGUACUACAUUAUGGAUCCAACUUACCAUGGUUAUGAUUAACUCCAUGUUGGUAGAUACCAUUCAGUUAUGAAAAAAGAAGCCUUUAUAUACUUAUAUUGUGAUUCACCGAUUUUUACUUCAAUGCCUCUGUGAAUCAAUGUAGCCCAUAAUAUGUACCUACACACCUGUAACAUGAUUUAUUUCACAGCACUUACAUUAUACAGACCCUGUAUUACUUUAUAUUGCUUUACAUAGGAAUAAAAAAUCAUGGUUAGCUGCAAUUCCCCUCAGC
Molecule: messenger RNA, 1074 nt
Organism: Xenopus tropicalis (tropical clawed frog)
Lineage: Eukaryota; Metazoa; Chordata; Amphibia; Anura; Pipidae
Product: mucin-3B-like
Exons: 5
Coding region: 3-503 (166 amino acids)
Source: RefSeq, a predicted model, not a curated record